UGGCUGGGAAGAAAGAAAGUAUAGUGAAAUUUUUCCUAUUCGACCACUGACCGAGGAGAUUAUUAUCCACAAUCGUAUUCUUUAUGAAUCCAAUGAAAUCUAUCUUCGGCUGACACCAAUUCUGGUUACUCUUAUAAGUGAAUGUUUGAAUCCAUUCUACUGUUUUCAAGCAUUUAGCUGCGCUUUGUGGUUAGCUGAGGAUUACUGGACUUAUGCAUCGUGCAUUUUGCUUAUUUCUGUGAUAUCUCUCGUCAUCCAAGUGUACGAAGUGCGCCGGAACGAACGCGCAUUGAAAAGUACCAUUUGUGGCUCAGCCAUGGUGACAGUAUGUCGGGAUAUAGACGGAGUUACGGGUGAAAGCGUUCCAGUGACUAAAACACCACUUCCUCAGCAAGGAGACACAAAAGAUGAAGUAUUCAACCUCCGGGCUUCGGCUCGUCAUGUACUAUUUGGUGGAACUUCUGUGAUUCAAACGCGCAAUUAUGCGGACGAGAAGGUUUUAGCUGUGGUUGCCCGUACUGGUUUUCGCACCGCUAAAGGGGAAUUGGUUCGCGCAAUUUUAUUCCCCAAACCUUUGAAGUUCAAAUUUACCCAGGAUGCAAUGAAAUUUGUGGCAGCCUUGGCUUGUGUCGCUCUUAUUGGAUUUGCUUUUUCUGUGUACUAUAUGCAUCGUUCUGGAGUGGAAACACACUUAUUAAUCAUUCGAGCUUUGGAUCUCAUCACCAUCGCCGUGCCUCCUGCUCUUCCCAUGGCAAUGACAAUCGGUGUUGUCUUUGCCCAAAGGCGCCUUCGUGAACAAAGUAUUUACUGCAUCAACCCCAGCGUGAUUAACGUGUGUGGUGUAAUUAAUGUGACGUGUUUUGACAAAACAGGCACCUUAACGGAAGAUGGUCUGGAUCUGUGGGGCGUGGUCCCAGCUUUGGCUGGAGGGUUCGGUGAACCUCUGCAUGAACCGGCCAAGCUAGAUCGUGGUCCUCUGUUGGAAUGCAUGGCAACAUGCCAUUCUCUGACUCGAAUUGAAGGUGUUUUGUCGGGUGAUCCGCUGGAUUUGAAAAUGUUUCAAUCAACGAAUUGGGAAUUUAUGGAGCAAGUGGAGGAAGAUCAUCGGAAGUUUGCCAUGGCAGUCCUUUCAGUGGUUCGACCAAUGCGAGAGAUAUUGACCAGUGAAUUUACUUGUAUAUUGGACGCCUCUCCAGAAAAAAUGCCGUAUGAAGCCGGUAUAGUCCGCCAAUUCGCGUUUACAUCCACCCUACAACGCAUGUCUGUGGUAGCACGUGUCCUUGGUGGUCAACAGUUUCACAUUUACACCAAGGGUGCCCCAGAGACAAUUGAGCUUCUGUGUCGUCGAGAUACUGUGCCCCCGGACUUCCAUUCGGUUCUAAUGGAAUAUACACGUGCUGGCUACCGGGUGUUGGCUCUCGCUUGGCGUCCACUGAAGAUCACUUACGCCCGUGUUGUAAAAAUUCGACGCGAACGUGUUGAACAGGAUCUAUCAUUUCUUGGUCUCUUGAUCAUGGAAAACCGAUUAAAACCAGAAACAGCACCAGUGAUUGAGGUAUUGCGCAAUGCCAACAUUCGACCGAUCAUGGUCACAGGUGAUAAUAUGCUGACUGCUCUGUCAGUUGCUAGAGAUUGUGUUAUGAUUGAUGAAUUGGACAGAAUAGUAAUCGUCUCAGCACAACCACCGACGAAUGUGAACUCCGCUAUGGCUACUGGUUAUAAUCAAGAGCAAAACAACACCGGACCCGAGACUUCGACUUCAUCUCACUCCCCACGCAGUACCCCACUGGAAGGAGGGCAACUUGAAUUCGACAAGCCGUCAUUGGUACAGUUUCAUUAUGCCGAAGAUUUGCACAAACCGGUGACUGAGGUAACUACGACUAAACGUAUGGCAGGGUCGCAUCGUGCCAAGCCAUUCUCGCGAAGAACAAAAGGCGUGUCAUAUGUUUGCCGUCGAUGGUUUAAAUCCUUCUCAAAUCUAUGGUCCAAACCCGAUCAACUGGAUAUACAUUCACCUGUUUCGCAUGAUACUUUUAUGACCUCUUCAAGCUCAACAAAACUCGACAGACAUCGGGCUCUUGAUCCAGAGGUUUCGGUGGAUACGAAACAGACAUCAUCGCAAUCACAUCGAGUUGAUAUUCGCAUGCUCGAUCGUUCAGACUUUCAUUUGGCUAUUUCUGGAAAAAUGUGGGCCGUGAUUCGCGAUCACUAUCCUUGGCUUAUUCCUAAGUUGGUGGUCAAGGGAACGGUAUUUGCCCGUUUCUCACCGGAUCAAAAGACCCAAUUAAUUGAAGCCUUGCAAUCUGUGGGCUACUAUGUUGCAAUGUGUGGAGAUGGGGCGAAUGAUUGCGGUGCUUUGAAAGCUGCCCACGCCGGGGUUUCCUUGAGCGAGGCAGAAGCCAGCGUGGCCAGUCCGUUCACAACAAAGCAACAGAAUGUCAGUUGCAUCCCCACGUUGAUCCGAGAGGGCCGUUGUGCGCUAGUAACCAGUUUUGGCACGUUGAAAUUCAUGAUCGGAUAUUCAUUGGUGCAGUUCUUCUCAGUUGUUCUGAUGUACUACGUAAGUUUCACAAUUUGGCCUAUAGAAAUGAAUAAAACUGUCCAAUAUACUGUUGGCCAGUAA
Messenger RNA from Echinostoma caproni, 2623 nucleotides. The record is from the annotation of a GenBank genome assembly. NCBI's taxonomy places the organism in Eukaryota, Metazoa, Platyhelminthes, Trematoda, Plagiorchiida, Echinostomatidae.